This is a messenger RNA of Rhinichthys klamathensis goyatoka, 1305 nucleotides long. RefSeq names its product rho guanine nucleotide exchange factor 26-like. Gene Ontology annotation, biological process: activation of GTPase activity. Lineage: Eukaryota; Metazoa; Chordata; Actinopteri; Cypriniformes; Leuciscidae. The coding region runs from base 67 to 1224 and encodes 385 amino acids. The record is from RefSeq and is a predicted model, not a curated record. The transcript is spliced from 10 exons. Gene Ontology annotation, molecular function: protein binding; guanyl-nucleotide exchange factor activity.
ACAUUGUUUAACAAAUUAAUAAAAGAGGCACGGUAGCUACAUCGCAGGUGAAGACGUGGGUAAUAUAUGGUUUAUCCAUUUUGCAACACGAACUGGAGGUUUUUCAAGGAACUUGAAGAUCGUCACCAGCAAAACAUCGUAAUCGAUGACAUAAGUGACAUUGUUUCAAGGCAUGCUCAGGCAAACUUUGACCCCUAUGUGACAUACUGCUCGAAUGAAGUGUACCAGCAGAGGACCCUGCAAAGGCUCCUAAAUAAAAGCUCAUCCUUUAAGGAGGUACUGACAGGGAUCGAGGCCCACCCAGACUGCCGGAACCUUCCCAUGAUCUCCUUCCUCAUCCUUCCCAUGCAGAGAGUCACACGGCUGCCCCUGUUGAUGGAUACCAUAUGCCAGAAGACGCCCAAAGAUUCGAUCCCUUACGAGGCAUGUAAAAAAGCUCUGCAUGCUGUCAGCAAGCUUGUGAGGAAGUGUAAUGAGGGUGCUCGUACAAUGGAGAGAACGGAAAUGAUGUACACCAUCAAUUCCCAGUUGGAGUUUAAAAUUAAGCCAUUCCCACUGGUGUCGUCCUCCCGCUGGAUGGUGAAGCGUGGUGAGCUAACGGCUUUCGUAGAGGAAAAUGGGAUCUUUUCCAAGAGGACAUCUCGCCAGCAGGUCUAUUUCUUCCUCUUCAAUGAUGUUCUCAUUGUCACACGAAAGAAAAGCGAGGAGAGCUAUACAGUUAUAGACUACGCACUGAGGGAUCAGAUCUGGGUGGGGUCUUGUCAGGCAGAAGACCUGAAUCUCUCUCCAGUACGUGGCACUGCAGGAAUGCUGACGUCACGACAGAACGUGGCCAGCCACCUGUUCCAGAUCAGUUUCCGCAGCAACUACUCUGGAGACAAUGUGACCAUGAUCUUAGGGUUGGAGCUACUUAAUGAGAGAGCCCGGUGGAUCAGUGCUCUAGGACGGAACAACAGUGACAACAAGAAUGACAGAAUGAACGCCAUGCAGGUGGAGGUGACGAGGACGUACACAGCCAGGCAGCCGGAUGAGCUCUCUCUACAGGUCGCUGAUGUGGUGUUGCUGUCACAGAUAGUGGAUGGCUGGUAUGAAGGAGAGCGUCUGCGGGAUGGAGAGAGGGGCUGGUUCCUAGCGGAGUGUGCUGAACUCAUCACCUGUCAGGCAACCAUCGAGAAAAACAUGCAGCGGAUGGACCGUCUGCAAAGCCUAGAGACCAAUGUCUGAGACAUUACCUCCUGAGGAACGCACAGCACAUGAUAAAACUGUGGAUGAACUCGAACCACUACAGUGCAGUAACUGCUUUAG